Messenger RNA from Rhododendron vialii, 2489 nucleotides. RefSeq lists its product as uncharacterized. NCBI's taxonomy places the organism in Eukaryota, Viridiplantae, Streptophyta, Magnoliopsida, Ericales, Ericaceae. The coding region runs from base 418 to 2271 and encodes 617 amino acids. The transcript has 6 exons. The record is from RefSeq and is a predicted model, not a curated record.
ACUUGGAAUGCCAAUUUCUUCUCACUCUCUCUCUCUUUUUCCCCCCUACUUUCAUAUAAGUCUGCCCGUACACAACAAUUGGGGGGAUGGAAGGAAAACUCUGCACGUUUCUUUCCAUCCGACGCGGUGAACGGAACUUACUUCCAUAGUUCCAUCCUUAUGCAGCAGACACAGUGAACGGAACUUACUUCCAUCGUUCCAUCCUUAUGCAGCAGACGCGGUGAACGGAACUUACUUCCAUCGUUCCAUCCUUGCGGGGCAGACGCGGUGAACAAAACUUACUUCCAUCCGGAACUUACUUCCAUCCUUACGCGGCAGAUGCGGUGAACGAAACUUACUUCCAUGCUUCCAUCCGGAACUUACUUCCAUCGUUCCAUUGUUAUCUAAAAGAAGAUCAAGAGGUGGAGGGAGGGAGCGAUGCCGGCAAAUACUUUGGUCCGCUGGAUUAUUAAGACUUUGGCCUCAGCAUUCCAUAUUGAGAAGCGGCCGAUAAAAGAUUACUUUUGCCUAUGCAGGGGGGCUGCUGUUAUCACAGGUCUUGCGUAUACCCAAUGGUUUGUAGACGUUGCAGUGGUGAACAUCUUGAUUACAUACUUCACAGACACCUGGGAGAAAGUCAACGUUCUCUCGUUUGCUGUUUUAUUGGUAAAUUUACUAGGGGGUUUGUCGUCUGUUUUGGAAGUUGCGAUGACUUACAUCUCCGACAACCAUGUUAGUCCUCUCAAAGUCAUUCUCUACUCAGUUGCUGCCUACAUCAUCGGAAUGGUGAUGCUAUUGAUUUCGGCAAUCCAACCGAUUCCCGGUGACGAGGGCGGGGUGUACUUCGCAGCUACAGUGCUUCUGAUAUCCGUGGGAAAAGCAGGAGGGUUGCCUAUCUUGGAAGGAUUUCUAGUUGGUCAAUUAACGGCCCAUGAACCUAGGCAGCUGGACAUAGAUGAAGGCAGAGUAAACGCAAGAAAGACUGUGUGGUGGACCACUGCAUGGUUAUUGUGUAAACUUAGCACCCCCUGGAUGUUCAGCUAUGGUAGUUGGCCUUCAACGUUCGUGGUGUCAACAUCAGUUAUGGCCAUUGGUUAUUUUCUGUUCUGGUGUUGCAUUCCUUUCUACCACCACAGAUCAUUGGAUGAAGCUUCUACUACUCCAGAAAUCUCCCGUGGAGCUAGCCCUGAAGAGAAUACAAACAAUGGUCCUACUCCAGCAGUUUCUCCAAAAAUUCCCUGUGGAGCAAGCCCCGAAGAGAAUACAAACACUGGUCCGACUCCAGCGGUUUCUCCAAAAAUCCCCCAUGGAGCUAGCCCCGAAGAGAUUACAAACAAUGAUCCAACUCCGGCGGUUUCUCCAGAAAUCCCCUGUGGAGCUAGCUCCGAAGAGAAUACAAACAAUGGUCCGAAUCGGGCGGUUUCUCCAGAAAUCCCCUGCGGAGCUAGCUCCGAAGAGAAUACAAACAAUGGUCCGAAUCGGGCGGUUUCUCCAGAAAUCUCCCGUGGAGCUAGCCUUGAAGAGAAUACAAACAAUGGUCCGACUCCAGUAGUUUCUGCAGGAAGAAGACGAAUGGAGAAAUGGAAGCCUCUUUCUAUAAUGAUUCCCAUGUGGACUAGUUUUCUGAUAUUUGGUCUAGUACUAUCAACAGGGUACAGUUUCUAUAUCGAGCAAGGAAGCACCUUGGAACCUACGGUCUCUAUUUAUAUAAUUAAUAUGAUUUGGAAGAUGACCAAGUAUGCAAGCUCUUUCUUUUCCACACUCUUGUUAAGAACACGAAAAACAAAAGGCAUUACAGUUGGAAUCUGGACAGCAAUGUUGGUCUCCGUAAUCUGUUGUUAUGUUGCGUGGCGUGUCGAGAUUCGCAGGUUGCAUGCCAUCGUGGAGGGCGGAAUAUGCGUCAACCAAGAUGAUCACGUACCCUUGAGUAUUAUGCGUCUGGUACCGCAGUUCUGUCUGCUGGGACUUGCGGAAGGGAUUGGCAGAAAAGGCCUGGAUCUUUUCUUCGAGGUUCAGGUCUCUGAUGUGCCAAUGAAGAUAUAUGGAUCAGCACUAAAUGAAGCUGCGAUCGGGCUCGGAAGCUUCCUUAAUGCUAUACUUGUUUUCCGCUUCAAGAUAUGGUUCGGCGAUACUUUAAACUGCAGUCGCCUGGACAAGUACUACCAAAUGUUGAUGAUACUGAGUUUUGUGAACCUAUGCUACUACAGCGGGUUUGUCUCAAUUUAUUACUCAAACAAGAACAAAACCAAAGACGAUCUCCAAGUAGAAGCAGCAGGAGCAGGUGUUGUUUGAGGUUAAUUUAUGAAGCAUUAUAGUGAAUUCUGUGGCAUGGUCGGAACCUUCUGUUUGAACCUCUAGGACGUUUGCAUUUUUAUUUCUUUUCUCGUGUCAAACAGUUUCCGGACAUUUGUUAUUAGCCUUUUUGUUGAUAAAUUUGGAGUGUGGAGUAUAUGAGAUAUUGUGCUCAUCUUGCUAUGAAAAGAAUAUUGGUUUUUAAGUUUGCAAAUUAA